GCAGCGGCCACCACGCGAUCCAAACUGUUUCCAAAAAACAGACACGCGCUUCAAAAACUCUCUCUCUCUCUCUCUCUCAACUCUGCUUUUUAACUCUUUCAGUUAUUCGUGUUUACUCGGUUUCAUCUUCCUCCUUUUCGUCUCUUUCUAACCAACUAUUCCCAUGAGGUGGUAGCGAUGCUGCAGUGUUACCGUGAGUGACCGUGAUACAGUGCAGCGAGUGUGUUUGCGACGCGAAUUUCCCCGGAUCCGGUGCUACUCACUCGAUUUUAUUCUCUCUUAAAAGGAAAUGGAAAUUUUUCAGAUUCUCUGAGAAUUUAGUCGGAAGAAUUUGUUGCGGGAUGGACCAAGACGACACUGAACCAUCACGUGGUCAGUGGAACAACCGAUUGUGCGAUACGUGUCCAAUCGAAUGAAUUGUGCGCAUCAUUGGAUUCGGCAUGAAGACCAGGAAGAGAAUGGAACCUUCGAGAUCUACGUGGGAUCGUGUAUCCGCGAAGUUUCAGAUGUUAAUGUGAUAAAAAUACUGAAUUAUCGAGAUUAGAACAUCAAAAGGUAAUGCGAGUUGAAAUAAAAAUGAAAAGUAUGAGGAAAAACGAUGAGUUUUGAAAGCGCGGAUGUCGCAAUCAUCUCUGAUCCGCGAAUAAUCUAACGACAGGCAGUGGUGAAGGAGUGAAUGGACCAAAGUCGGCUAGAGAAACUUGGACUGUUAUAGUCGUGGGAGGAAAUAGACGCUUCGUCGAGGGCUUCAUCCUCGAAUCGAAGGGGUUCGAUGAGCAACGCUGUCGGUGAAGUAAGAGCCCUCCAGCAAAUGAUGCAUCAGGCGGGUACCGGGAGCGGCGGUGGUAGCGGAAGUCUGUCCGAGGACGUAGACAUGGCGGCUUCGUCAAGUCUGAAGCCGCGCAGUGGAAAAAUAAGUUUUAGCGUUGAUUCGUUGCUCAGCAGUACGAAAAAAUCGCCGGUGAGCUUCGCUCGAAAAGCCGCCGCAGCGGCGGCCGCCGAUAACGAUUGCACCAAUAAUUCGGAUCACGCGGACAGAAUAAUGCUCGACACGUCGGAUAAGAACUGUGCGGGUCUCGAGAUGGAAGUUAGAUAUCGUGAGUUUAUAAUGGAACAGCAGAGAUUGCAGAGCAGAGAAUUAUUGGCAAGGCUGAGUCCUCACGGUCUCGGCGUUUUUGCGGCUAGUCAUCACAUCCAUCAACAACACCAGCAGCAGAGCCCCACCGAGCGGGCCAAUCAAAACUCCCAAGAAAGAAACAACCCUCAUCAACAUCAGGAGCUGAUAACGGUCAAGGAUUUUUCAAGAUCAACGGGAAACAACGACAAGUCUUCGUCCCCGAUAAAAAUGGAUAUGGAGAGAGAACGGGACCAGCAGAGACAGGAGGAACGACUGACGGCUGACAACUCACCGAUGAUCGUUAGACUGAAGGAGCUUCGUUUGAAGGAGCGUCAACAGAGCCAGAAUCAUCAUCAUCAUCAUCAGCAGCAGCAGCAACAGGAGGAGGAUAGAAUCGGUCAGAAUCGCUCAGUAUCACCCAUCCGUCGGGAAUUCGACGACAGAAGCGAUUCCGAAGCGAACAGAUCCCUCGAGGGCGAUGUUUGCACGUCAAACGAUCAUCUUGACGACGAUCAGGACGUGAGAAGCAUCAGCCAAUCGGAGGAUCUAAACGUAAUGGACUCGGACUGCGAGCUCGAGAGGGAACACGACUCGUCGUCACAAGAGAAGGAGAAAUCCAGUCCGGUAGUGCCUCAACCGAUUCAUCCGGGAGUUCAAAGGCCCACUGGGCCUUACCUCGGUGGUCCAGGUGGUGCGGGAUGGAAUCCUGCAGGUUUCCCGCAUUCCUUGGCAGGUUUUGCGUGGUUACCGCCACCUCCUCAUCCGCACAAUCCGCAUGGACAUCUCUACACCCCACACGGUGGACCAACUAGUCCCAACGGUGAUCUUCGACUUCCAGGCCCAGGCUCCGGACCUGUGAGAUGCACUCUGAGAAAACACAAACCCAAUCGUAAACCCCGAACGCCUUUCACCACCCAACAGCUGCUGUCCCUCGAGAAGAAAUUUCGGGAAAAGCAGUAUCUCACGAUAGCUGAGAGAGCGGAGUUUUCGUCAUCGCUUCAUCUCACGGAAACGCAGGUAAAAAUAUGGUUUCAAAAUCGACGAGCAAAAGCGAAAAGACUUCAAGAAGCGGAGAUAGAAAAGCUGCGGCUUUCGGCAAGGCCGCUUUUGCAUCCGAGCUUUGGUACGGGUCUGAUGUUUUCGGGAGUGGGACCACCAGGUACACCAGGAGUGCCUCCUUUCAUAGCGGCAGCGAUGGCGAGGCACACCCACGCGGCAGCGACAGCGGCCAUGUUUAUGGGCCCACCGGGACAUCGGCCUUAGGAUCGAGAUCGUCGAGGUUGUUUGAAGGAAAAGAAGCGAGCGCCAGUGAACCAGUAGGAGGAAAAAGCGUAUUGGGAAUCCCCGUGAAACUUGUGAAAAGCUUCAGAGCUUUGGAGAACCUUCACGGUCGAUCAUCCGGCGAUCGACAAACAAAUAAUCCGCGCAAAGCUCGGAUACGUUCUCAAGAAAACCACUUGUGAACUUGAUCUCAAAUUCAAGACGUAUUUUCAUUGUAAAUAAUGUAAAUACAAUUAUAAUGACGAUAAUUAAUGCAGGAGCAGACGCUGAAACGUUGGAAAAAAACGAUAAACGAAACGGUGAAGUGAUUCUAUCGACGAUUAUCAACAAUUCGUAGAAAAAUAAAGAAUUUCAAUUAUUUGUCAGAUGUAAAUUUUAAAAAACCCUUCGACAUUGAAUUGGUCUUUGAAUUUUCAUCGAUAGAGCAGGAUUCAAUGCUGCUGAAACCGAUUUUUUUAUCAGCUCGAAAUCAACAGGCGCGUUAAAAGUUUGCGUUGUUCUCAUAAUAUUUCAUUAAAUCUGUUAUUUUCAAAGUCGAAAAAGCAAUGACAUACGACUUAUCGAACAUCACUUUACUGUCUGUUCUAAGACGAAGAAAAGGGGGUAAAAAUGUUGUACCUCGAUACCUGUAAUAUAAUUUAUAAGAAAGAAAAAACAAUACAGCAUCCACAAGAGAUGAAACGAUGUAAAUAGUUAGACGUUCGACAAAUGAAAGAAGAAUAAAAAUAAACGAGAAUAAACUGUU
Molecule: messenger RNA, 3143 nt
Organism: Venturia canescens
Lineage: Eukaryota; Metazoa; Arthropoda; Insecta; Hymenoptera; Ichneumonidae
Gene: Msx
Exons: 3
Coding region: 773-2380 (535 amino acids)
Biological process (GO): embryonic morphogenesis; regulation of transcription by RNA polymerase II
Cellular component (GO): nucleus
Molecular function (GO): RNA polymerase II transcription regulatory region sequence-specific DNA binding; DNA-binding transcription factor activity, RNA polymerase II-specific
Source: RefSeq, a predicted model, not a curated record